Metarhizium robertsii ARSEF 23 is the source of this 1734-nucleotide messenger RNA. RefSeq lists its product as uncharacterized. Gene Ontology annotation, biological process: monoatomic anion transport; monoatomic ion homeostasis; borate transport. Bases 1 to 1734 code for a protein of 577 amino acids. Gene Ontology annotation, cellular component: fungal-type vacuole; plasma membrane. NCBI's taxonomy places the organism in Eukaryota, Fungi, Ascomycota, Sordariomycetes, Hypocreales, Clavicipitaceae. The record is from RefSeq and is a predicted model, not a curated record. The transcript has 2 exons. Gene Ontology annotation, molecular function: borate efflux transmembrane transporter activity; solute:inorganic anion antiporter activity.
AUGUCUGCGACAGACGCAAGGUAUUUCGGCCCAGGCGGCAAGCUUAGACCCUUCCGCCUCCUUAGGCAGGAUGUCACCAACCUGUGCCAACGAUACGCAUCAGACUGGACGGUAUUCAACCAGCAAAUCAUUGCCAGCGCAGUGUACAUCUUCUUCACUAACAUCCUCCCGGGAAUCACAUUCGCAAGCGACUUGUACGUGCUCACGGGUCAAUCAUGGGGCACUAUCGAGGUGGUGUUUAGCACCGGCCUAGUAGGAGUUAUAUUCGCCUUUUUCUCCGCGCAGCCUCUGACCAUCCUCGGUGUGACGGGCCCCUUUUCGGUGCUCGCAGAAAACGUCUACACAUUGUGCUCAAACAGCUUCCAUGUCAGUUUACAGACCAUAUACAUAGAUAUACAUGUUUCUCCCACCAACGACUCGCUAAACUGUCGCAAGGUCGACUUCCUCCCCGUAAUGGCAUGGUCCCUCAUCCACGCGGGCUGGAUGCUCUUCGCGCUCGCCAUCUUCAACGCGCACGACUGGACAAUGCAAUACGUGACACACUUCAGCGCCGACAUCUUCUCCCUCCUCAACAGCGUCAUCUACUUCCACAAAGCGGCCAUGGCCCUGAAGCGCACGCACGGCGCCGCAUCUCUCGCCGCAUUCCUAUAUGCCGUCAUCGGCGCCGCAGGAACCUGCCUCGUCGCCGUGCUGCUGUCGACCGCAAACUCGUGGAGCCUGUUCCACAAGUACGUCAGGAUCGGGCUCGCUGAAUACGCGGCCGCCAUCUCAAUUGUUUUGUGGAUCGGGAUUCCACACAUCGGCGAGCUGGCCCAUCUGGACCACGAGCGUCUCCCGGUCCAGACCUCUUUUCGGCCGUCGAGCCCCCAGCGGGCCGCAUUCUUCGUGGAGUUUUGGAAACUGCCCGUGGAAUGGGUGUUCCUGUCAGCCAUUCCCGGCGCCAUCAUAACAGUGCUCUUCUACUUUGACCACGAGAUCAGCAGCAUAAUAUGCACCGUCGAGAGGUACGGCGUGCGCAAGCCGGGCGGCUACGCGUGGGACAUUGUCCUGCUUGGGCUCACGACUGUUCUCUGCGGUGUUCUGGGCAUCCCGCCCGCAAACGGGCUGUUGCCGCAGGCCCCAUUACACACGGAAUCGUUGUUACACUACCUCGAUGAAGGGUCAGCUGAGGAACACGCCGGUGGGACAUGUGCCGAGGUUGUGCGACCGGUGGCGAGGACGCAUGAGCAACGGUACUCACAUCUUAUCCAGGCCGCCGCCAUUCUGGUGUUUGUCUCGCCUCCGCUCCAGGGACUGUUGGGUUUAACGCAGACUUCUGUGCUGGCAGGGCUUUUCAUGUUUAUGGGCUACCAGUCGCUCGCCGUGAAUCCCAUCCUCGACAGAAUCUUCCAACUACUCACUCCCAAAUCCGAACUGCCGAGUUUACCAGACGGCGUGACUUGGUCGGGGAUCCACAGCUUCACCGGUACACAGCUUAUCUUGACUGGCAUCGUAUUCGGCGUAACGCUCACUGUGGCCGCGCCUGCAUUCCCCCUGGUAAUCAUUGCCCUGGUACCACUGCGAUUGACGUUGAUGAAGCGCGCUUGGUCGGCAGAGACAUUGAGGUUCGUCGACGGCUGGGCAUGUCGACCGGGAAGACCAGAAGAUGAGUCGGAUGCAGGGCAGGUAAUCGUGGCCGAGGACGAGGGGAAAGGUCGAGACUCUUUUAUGAGAUCUGACAAUGUACAUGUCUAA